AAUUUAUGUCACUGUCAGGUGUCUGCCUGUCCUAUCACGUCAGGCAGAUUUUGUGCAAGAUAAGAUUUGCGAUUUUUCCUAAUUUUUGUUCGAUUUUGUCGUGUUUUUAUUAUACUUUUCUCAUACACCGAUUGAAUGAAGACAGAUAGUAAAAUAAAAGUGUGCAAGUAGAUUUUAUCGUACGAUUAUGGUUUUCAAUUAACUUAUCAUAAUAUUCGAUCAUAUCUCUACGCUCAAGCUCCAUGCAUACAGGUUGAUAGAAUAUCUGAUUGGUGUACGGACUACUACUUGGAAGGAAAGAAUAAUUGCAAUAUAGUCAUCAUGAUAAAGAUAAUCUUAUUUCACCUUUUGGGAGCUUUACAAUUCGGUUAUGGAUGUUACUAUGAUGCCAUGUAUGUUCAUAUACCAAGCACCUCCAGAUCUGUUACCCCAUUUGGUGGUAAACUCAAGUAUUUAACAUACUUGAAUGCGUUGGUACAGACAGCAUACUUUAGUGUUUCAUUACUGAAUGAUCUAAUUGGAACCAAUGAGACUUCACCAUCUCAGAAGCCGUUAACUAGACGAAUCAAAGAUGUCAUGUUCAGUUCUCUGGCAUUCCCACUCUCCAUAUUUGUGGGUACAACUUUUUGGGGUAUAUAUGCAGUUGAUAGAGAACUGAUUUUACCCCGGAGUAUUGAUCAAUAUUUCCCAGGAUGGUUAAACCAUGUCAUGCAUACUAACAUUGUGGUAUUUUCUUUGAUAGAACUUAUCACAUCCUUCAGAAUGUAUCCUACUAGAAACACAGCCCUAUCUUUACUAUGCUCAUUUAUGUUGUGCUAUGUGAUAUGGAUUCACGUGAUUUAUUUCCACACUGGUGUUUGGGUGUACCCAAUUCUGAAUGUACUAAAUUGGCCUCUUAGAUUAGCAUUUUAUGUCUUCUCACUUGCACUUGUCUGUGGGUUAUUUUUGACAGGUGAAAAGUUAAAUACCCUUAUAUGGAGUAAUGAGGUAGAGAAAACAGUUAAAGGAUCAAAGAAAAAGUCACAAUAAUAGCUGUUAUAAUUUUAGAUAAUGUCAUGCAUUGUCAUGUUUUUUUUUGCUUUAAAAAGUGCACUGGUUUGAGGUUUUAAUUCAUAAGUUAUUAUUAUUAAUUUUUGUAUUUGUUAUUAAUUUAUUCAACAUUCAAAAAUGUAAGGUUGGGUUGGUUGUACUUAUACUAUCUUGUAACCCUAUGAUCUUUUACACCAGUCACAAAAUGUACAUGAUUUCAUUCAAUUACUUGCUAAGGCAAAGUCCACAAAAAAAAUAUUUUUUAUUGAUUUGCAUUUAAAUGAGGCUCUAUUUGUGAUAGCUACUUAAGUAUACUAUAUUAGCAGUUAUUUAAUUAUCUUGAUAAUUGAUUCUUAAAAUAAUUAUUACAAAAGUAAUGUCAUUUAAAAAUAUUUUCUGUGGGAAUGAUUCUAGAGCCAUUAUCACACUCAUAAUGAACACCUCCAUAAUGUCAAAUAGAGCACCCGGAUAUUGCCUUAUUUAGUGGCUUACAACUACGUCUAAACUAGUUUGAACAGUAGGACUAAAAGCAUAAGUUUUUAUUAUAAAGUAAAACUUUUGGAAAUUUGUUACUUUGCGCGAAACACUUGAUACGAAACUUGUCAAAAUUGUAAUUACCACUUAUCUAUAUUGCAUAAGUACCUACUUACUGAUAUUUUAAACCUUUUGAUGAUGUAUGACUUUGCUCAUUGCUGGGCAAAGGUCUCUCCCUUAUUCUUCUUCCACCCAUAUCAGCCCAAGACACUAAGUGAUUAUGUAAAAUAAUAUUAUUUUAAGAACAAUUACUGUCUAACGCUCAAAUUCAAUGCCUAAGAAUCUACUUCUUAUGUUUUUGUAGUUUUAUAUUUAUUUAUUUUCAUGCGUCUAUGGUUGUGAUUGUAAGUAUAUCAAAUAAAAGCAAUAUUGUUUCAACCAUAACAGCAGGUUUCCUGUACCUAAUAUUAUUUACAAAUUGCUACUUCGAAAUGCAAAACUCACCAAAUCGCUGCAUGUAUGUAUUUGCAGAUUUAUAGUUUUAUGUGAUGACUAUCUCUAUUCUCUGUGUGGAAAUCAGUUUGCACUAGACCGUGUUGCAUUGAUUACAUUCCAAUUUACAUUAUUUAGAUAAUUUGUAGUGGAAUAUAAUGUUUUUUUAUAUAUAAUACAUAAUAAAUUAAUUAGUUGAAUUUUA
Molecule: messenger RNA, 2200 nt
Organism: Plodia interpunctella (Indianmeal moth)
Lineage: Eukaryota; Metazoa; Arthropoda; Insecta; Lepidoptera; Pyralidae
Product: androgen-induced gene 1 protein-like
Exons: 3
Coding region: 322-1029 (235 amino acids)
Cellular component (GO): endomembrane system; membrane
Source: RefSeq, a predicted model, not a curated record